Molecule: messenger RNA, 1558 nt
Organism: Aspergillus aculeatinus CBS 121060
Lineage: Eukaryota; Fungi; Ascomycota; Eurotiomycetes; Eurotiales; Aspergillaceae
Product: RPAP1 family protein
Exons: 1
Coding region: 12-1484 (490 amino acids)
Biological process (GO): transcription by RNA polymerase II
Cellular component (GO): nucleus
Source: RefSeq, a predicted model, not a curated record
CGAUUACUAUCAUGGUUUUCCGUGGCGACCGUUUCAUUCUCAACCUCGACUCUGAGGAUGAACAAGAAGAACUCCCACCCGCCUCCUCUGAGGGGGCCUCCACCCUCGCCAUUCCCGGGAUGAUCGGUGAGAUUCGUGAACGCGCCCCCGCCGCAAACCCCGCGCCGCCGACCCUCAAACCCACCACCACCGGCUUUCCCGCUCAUCGUCGGCGCAAUAAGCCGUCUGCCUUCAAACAGCGCCGAGCUCAGGACUCAUCAUCGGCCACCGCAUCGUCCGCAGCCUCUUCGAACAUCCCCACCGAGAAGGACGAGAAGCAGGCCAUCGCGGAACAGAACGACCGACAAUUGGCCUCGAUGUCGCAGGCCCAAAUCCAACACGAACGUGAAGAGCUUCUCGAGUCUUUGGAUCCAUCUCUACUUGAGCGAUUCCUCCGUCGAGCCCGUAUCGAUGACGCUGAUUCUACCCCUUCAUCCACGCAACAACCACCGCAACCAUCAUCCAAGGAGCAACAGCCUGAAAAACCAACCGAAGAUCAUGCACAUAAUCCAGCCACUAUCACCACCACACCACCACCACCAGCAUUGAAACAGGAUGUACAGGCCUCUAACCAACAUCAACAACCACCACCCUCAUCAUCCUCGCCACCACCGGCAGAAAACAACUCCGCAAUCGACGAUCUCCCACCCGCUCAACUCCCCUCCGACCUCCAUCCUGCCGCCGCCGCUUCUCUCCCCCUCUCCGGAUCCGUGCACUUCCCCACCGCCCCCUCCGCAUCGUCCAUGCCGAAUCUCGAUCCCUCGUCCCCGAAUUUUCUCUCCGAUCUCCAAACGCACUACUUCCCCAACAUCGCCCACGACCCUUCCAGUCUCAGCUGGCUGCAACCUCCCUCCGCCUCCGACGAAGACCCCGACUCGAGCUCCCCCUACCACCCCGCCAGCACCGCCCAGGCCAUCCAUCCAGCUCAUCUGCGCUUCUCCUUACUGGGCACCAUCCUUCCGCCGUCGACCUCAUUGUCACUUCCCACAAGUCUAGGAUUGCAUCACCACGGCAAAGACCCCCACGCAGCGGGGUACACGAUCCCCGAGCUGGCGAUCUUGAGUCGCUCGACAUUCGCCGCACAGCGGUGCAUCGCGUGGCAGGUCCUGGGCCGCAUCUUGUUUCGACUGGGGAAGGGUCAAUUCGGAGAGAGAGGAACUCCGCUGGUUGAGGGAUUGUGGGCCACAGUCGAGAAGGAGGGAGUGGUCGCGGGCAUGUUGGCGGAAGCGGACGAUUCAGGAAAUACUGAGUGUGCCCAGAAACGAGGGCCGCAGAAGGAGGAGGGAGAAGAAGAAGAAGACGCGUCCACAUCCGCCAAAGAUGCAGGGAGACGGCGACACCACGCCAGCGCGACCGCGUGGGCUGUGGAAGGAGUCUGGCUGUGGCAGAUGGGCGGCGGAGGGGAUCGUGGGAUUCUCAAAGAAGGCGCUGUUCGCUCUCAGUGACACCCCGGACUUCUUUCAUCUCGGGGAACCAAGGGGAUUGGAGGCGAAUCAGCUUGGAACGGUAUGAAGUCAAC